AUGAUGGAGGAGAUAGACCGGUUCCAGGUGCCCGCCGUGCGCGCCGAGAUGCAGCCGCUGGAUCCAACAGCUGCAACUAUUUCAGACAGAGAUUGUGAUACAAGAGAGGGAGAGACUGUAGCCAUGAACUAUAAGCCAUCCCCGCUUCAAGUGAAAUUAGAGAAGCAGAGGGAGCUGGCUCGGAAGGGCUCCCUGAAGAAUGGCAACAUGGGAAGCCCAGUUAAUCAGCAGCCCAAGAAGAACAACGUGAUGGCCCGAACAAGGCUCGUCGUUCCCAAUAAGGGCUACUCUUCGCUAGACCAGAGUCCAGAUGAAAAGCCCCUGGUAGCCCUGGAUACAGACAGUGAUGAUGACUUUGAUAUGUCCAGAUAUUCCUCCUCGGGAUACUCAUCAGCUGAGCAGAUCAACCAAGACUUGAACAUCCAGCUGCUAAAGGAUGGGUACCGAUUAGAUGAGAUCCCAGAUGACGAGGACCUCGACCUAAUCCCCCCUAAAUCGGUCAACCCUACCUGCAUGUGUUGCCAAGCCACCUCCUCCACCGCCUGUCACAUCCAGUAGUGAGGCCGGCAGGCUGUGAUCAGUGCUUUCCACUAUAACUGUAAAACUUAACAGCCAUUGCUUCCUCCUAUGGUAGGACGUGCACCUCUUUGUGUUCAUGGAGCCAGGAGAAACCAAAAAAUUCAUUUUAUGAUUGGUUGAUAACUUAUUUUAAACUGUGGUAAAACAAAAGAGAAGUUGCUCAAAGUGCCAGGCAGUGCCUGGCAAAACUGACUGGUCUGAAUAGUGAAUGCAGAGGGGUCCAGAGAUACCUCCUUGGUUUGUUUAGGCACUGGGGAUAUUUUGUAAAGUGUCUUUUUUCAGAAUGGGAGAGGUCAGAUGGGACUUCAGGUAAUCCUGCCCACUGAAACCAAUCCAUCCGCAAGAUUAGGGCAAGUUGGAGGUAUCAAAGUGUUUUACCAAUGAGAGGAAGUCAGGUCUUAAUUCAUUCACUAAACCUGUUUCAUUUGCAUAACCAAAAUGAUGUUAUAAUUGGGGCACAGGAAUGGGGACGGACCAGGGCAUCCUUUCUUAUGGCAAGGCUAGUCAGGACUAACACCACACAAUUCAUUCACUUGCAAAAGGGACAAGUAGGUGACAUUUCAGUGUGAGUCAGUACUAGCUAGAGCUGUUGUGUCACAUAGCCAUUGCAAUCUGCCCUUAGCACCACAUUAAAUUACCACCAAACACAUCAGGUUCAAUCUGCAAUCCACUCAUGCACUUCAAGGAUUUGUUCAUUGCCCAGGAAUACCAUACUUGUGACUUCAGUUCAGUCACAUAUUCUGACUUCAGCCUGUAUUUAAUCCCUGUCUGAUCCAUCUCUUUCCAAAAAUCUUAAACUUUGUUCAACUGAGAAGAAAUUAAUCCUGCAUGAGUCAGUACUAGAGAUGAACGACUGUGCUGGUUGAAGAAAGCACAUUUUGGCAGUGCUUAACUCUUGAUAUUCUCUUGAUAUUGUGUCUCUGGGUGCUUGUGAGAGUGACUCAUUAAUGCUGAAGUCAUCAGUGUGGUAGGGGUCAGACUUGAGAGGAAUUUUCAGCAACAGUGAGUUACAAACAGCUUCAGAUGAAAGACGCCCAUGAGAGGAAACUACUGUUCACUUCCUAUUUGUCCACUUGUGAGCCAGACAUGGUUCCAGAUCAGGAGCAGUUGUGUUUUAUUUGGUGCUGGAAUAGUUAGGAAACCUGUUACAUUAGGUUGCUGGCCUGAGCUCCCAGUUCACCAGCAGAUUAUCUGGAAUGCAGAAUCACUUCUGGAAUUAGCAAACAUGUCCUUCCACUGGUUUCAGCAUAUGCAAGGGAUGGGCUGGCAUUUUUCUUGGUGUUGAAAUCUUUGCCACAGGCACAAUUCUUGUGUUUUCAGGAGGGAGAACCACCUGCCUUGGGUCAUCACCUACUCUAUAGCCUGGGAAUGAUAAAAACGAGGGCAGUUCUGAGCUUCCCAUCAGAAUUCCUGAGUCACAAAGCUGAGCCUGAACUGCACCACAAUAGAUCCCCCAUCUGAAAUCUGUAUGAAGUGAGCUGAGUCUUUAAAAAGUCCUACUCAGAAUUAGCAAGAGAUUUUUUUAACAUCCUGGGGAUUUACUCUUUGCAGUGCAAAGCUUGAUACCAGCCACAGUGUGAGUGAAAGAGCAGGCACACAGGAUUCAUGGGCUUAUUUACUUGAUGGUAUUGACAGCUUUUAAAGUUAUGCUUGUCCUCUCUGCCUAAAACAACAUGCUGCCACCCUUGUUCCAGGCCAUAGAAAGAGGACUUGAAUGGUACUGUUUACUGAGCAUUCCUGCCUCUUCUACUAAGCGUCCUCUGUAGAAGUAAUGGUUAAUUGGCCAACUCCUAAAGGGAUUGUGUUCCUCAAGUGAAUUCAUCUCCUUUUCUCACCACCUGGUAGUGCUGAGGGUGAAUAUUUCCAAAAUUCAAGUCAGGCUGAGAUUAUCAAGUUGUCUGGAGACGGGGAAAGUAGACAGUAGAAAGAUAAAAGGGAAAAACAUUCAUUAACGAGUCUUUUUUAAUGGGGAUUGUAGUUAAAACUUAAUAGAAAUUCCAUGAUCAAACCAAAUCCUAUAGGACAUGACCAAGGCUAUUUAAAUCUUCGCUUUUCUGGAGAGGGACUUUGCAGUUCAGCACUGGUAUCAUGGAAUGUCUUCAUCGUAUUUAUCCUCCUGGGUCAGUCUCUGUGCCUUCCAGCCAGGCUGCACAUGCUCAGCCUUUUCCACAGCCCUUGCUCAGGAGUUUGGAGCAUUUUGGAGUGCCUACUAGAGCAACAAGCCAUCCCUUCACCUGGACCAGCCCCUGAAGGCUGCACAUCCCACAGGUCUCUGUCAUGCCCGCCAUCAUAGAAUCAUGCCAUCACCUAGGUUCAAAAACACCCUUAAGAUCAUGGAAUCCAGCUAUAACCAAGCACUGUCCUCUUCAGUCUAGGACAGAAUGAGGCUUGCUGUCACUGUUACCUCUCAGGGUUAACAUCUCCCCUCGAGGGACAGACUUCUUGGCAGUGCUGGAUUAACAGUUGGAUUCUGUGAUCCUAAAGGUGUCUUCCAAUCUGAGUGAUUCUAUGACAUGCAUUGUCCUAUGGCACCAUGACCAAGUCCUCUUACUGCCCCUGUUGCUGGUUUUUGCCUGCCAUGUGCCCUGAGAUAUUCCCCAGCCCUGCAACUCCCUUCAGCCCUUCACAUUUUGUGAUGUGCAUCUGCUUCUAGCACAACCCUUUAGGUAGGGAGGGAGAUGAAUUCAGAUGUUCCACCUGGUGCUUCCUCCAAAUACAAACUGAAGUACAACUCAAGUGUUUUUUCCUGUGCACAGAAGGAGUUGGUUGCAGAAACAGUUGGUUUGGCAUGACAGUACAGAACCAUAAAAUGGCAAUUUUUUGGCUUCUCCUCUCUAUGCUUUGUGUUCAUAUACUUUAUUAGGGGAAUAAUGUAGAAGGGGUGGGGAAAAGUAGUUACCUGUGUAGGGUUGUUAUCAGAAAGGCUGAGUGGCUUAAGGCAAUGCACAUGUGGCUGUCAUAGAAAACUGAACACUAACCCUUCUGAACUGCAGCUCCUUCAGCAGAUUAUGACCAUGCAGCAUGUUUGUUGGCUCAUUAUGGAAUAUUGAGGACUGCCUAUUGGUAUGUAUCAACCUCAGAUGAGGCUGGUUCCCCCAUCUGGUCUCCUGUUCAGACUUUUGCUUAAGCCACCAGGUUUUCCAUAUGCCCUCAGAGUCAAAGAAUGGGUAAGGCUAGAAGGGACCACAGUGGGAUCAUCUGAUCCAACCUCUCUGCUCAAGCAGCCCUUGUUGGAGGUUAUGCUGUGGUGAUUUCCUGGGAAUGUGUGAAGAUAGAUGGCUAUCCUGGCAUUGCUCUGCUUAGACCAGUCUCUGCUACCAUGACCAGAAGAAGGCAGAAGGCAAGAGCUCAGACGCUUUGUCACAGUAUUUCUACAAAAUCUA
Cinclus cinclus is the source of this 3962-nucleotide messenger RNA. RefSeq names its product family with sequence similarity 219 member A (gene FAM219A). NCBI's taxonomy places the organism in Eukaryota, Metazoa, Chordata, Aves, Passeriformes, Cinclidae. The record is from RefSeq and is a predicted model, not a curated record. The transcript has 6 exons. The coding region runs from base 1 to 558 and encodes 185 amino acids.